Messenger RNA from Sesamum indicum (sesame), 1655 nucleotides. RefSeq names its product putative pectate lyase 18. Gene Ontology annotation, molecular function: pectate lyase activity. The record is from RefSeq and is a predicted model, not a curated record. Lineage: Eukaryota; Viridiplantae; Streptophyta; Magnoliopsida; Lamiales; Pedaliaceae.
UAAACUCCAUUCCAUUCCCUCUCUUACUCCCACUCACAAUUGGCAAUGGCAUCAUCAUCACUUCCAUUCCUUCUCCUUCUACUCUCUUUCUUGCUCCCUUCUCUCAUUGCCUCCUCUCCAACAUUACAAGACCCUGAAUUAGUUGUCCAAGAAGUUCAUAGCAAGUUGAAUGCCUCGAGGAGGAAACUGGGGUUCCUGUCCUGCAAUACAGGCAACCCCAUUGACGACUGCUGGCGUUGCGACCCCAAUUGGGAGCAAAAUCGUCAGAAGUUAGCUGAUUGUGCCAUUGGGUUCGGCAAGAAUGCAGUUGGCGGUAGGGAUGGGAAGAUUUAUGUGGUGACGGACUCAGGGGAUGACGACCCUGUUAACCCUAAGCCGGGGACGCUCCGUUAUGCUGUUAUUCAGGAGGAGCCGUUGUGGAUCAUAUUCGCUCGUGACAUGGUUAUCCAAUUGAAGGAGGAAUUGAUCAUGAACUCGUUCAAGACGAUUGAUGGUAGGGGUGCUAGUGUGCACAUUGCUAAUGGUCCUUGCAUUACCAUACAAUAUGUGACCAACAUCAUCAUCCAUGGCAUUCACAUACAUGAUUGCAAGCAAGGGGGGAACGCUAUGGUGCGGGACUCCCCCCGGCACUACGGGUGGAGGACUAUAUCGGACGGUGACGGUGUCUCAAUUUUCGGUGGGAGCCACGUGUGGGUGGACCAUUGUUCAUUGUCUAACUGCCAUGACGGCUUGAUUGAUGCCAUUCAUGGGUCCACGGCCAUCACCAUCUCAAAUAACUACAUGACUCAUCAUGAUAAGGUCAUGCUUUUAGGACAUAGCGACUCAUACACCCAAGACAAGGGCAUGCAAGUUACUAUUGCCUUUAAUCACUUCGGAGAAGGGCUUGUCCAAAGAAUGCCAAGAUGUAGACAUGGUUAUUUCCAUGUGGUGAACAAUGACUACACCCAUUGGGAGAUGUAUGCGAUUGGAGGGAGUGCAUCCCCCACCAUCAAUAGUCAAGGCAAUAGAUUUCUUGCACCAAAUGACAGAUUCAGCAAAGAGGUGACCAAACACGAAGAUGCACCCGAAACUGAGUGGAAGAACUGGAACUGGAGAUCGGAAGGGGACCUAAUGCUAAACGGUGCCUACUUUACCCCGUCGGGAGCCGGUGCCUCAUCCAGCUAUGCCAAGGCCUCAAGCCUUGGCGCUCGGCCGUCGUCCCUCGUCAGCUCCAUCACCUCUGGAUCCGGUGCCCUAAACUGCCGGAAGGGGUCACGUUGCUGAUGAUCGAAUUUUCUAUUAUGACUGUAUAACAAGGCUCCAUUAUUUUGAUUUUGGUCUUGUUUUGAAAUUCUAGGUGGGAAUUAUUACAUUAAAUGUGUGCUCCUAGUAAGAAAGUCACAAAGGACCACCUAAAUGGUCCAAAGCUGGGGCACUAGGGUUUCUUUAAGACAACUUUUUGUGUUUUAUCUUUACUUUGGUGGCUCUUUGUCUCCACCAAUUUUCUCUCUUUUUUUUUUUUAACUUUUUGACUGUGUUGUCGGAUUACAACCUCGGCCUGCUGAUCUGAACCAUUGGGAGUUCUGUUAUCUUGGACUUGUAAUUGGAUUAUGAGGAAGCAAGGGCUGCAGUGUUGGUAUACUAAAGUUAUAAUAUAUAUAUAUAUGUUCUCUCUC